CAAAAUAACAAACAAACGCGUACCUCAAUGGAGACCGCCAACAAACUCGCGCUAUCUUCUUCUUCUUCUUCCCUCCCUCUCUCCUCGAACCUCCAAGAAUUCCCCUCCCUCUUCACCAGCCUCAACACUCUCCUCCUCUCCUCCCCAAACCCUAGCAAACCCUACGGCAAAAACCCCAGACCCCCCUCAUUCUCCUCCCUCUCCCUCUCCCCUCGACGAAACCCUAACCCCAGCACAUCCCUCCUGAAAUCCCUCUCCCUCCUCGACCGAUCCCUCAUAGGCGCCGGCGGCGCGCAGAUCGCCGGCGCCUUCACCUACGUCUGCCUCCUCCCCAUCGACACAUCAAAACCAAGCUCCAGACGAAGGGCGCGCGCCAAGGUCUACUCCUCGCCCCUCGACUGCGCCAGUCAAGACUUCAGAUCCGAUGGGAUAUCUAAGGGUUUUACCAGCGGCGUGUCGGCGGUGCUCGUCGGGUCGUCGACGAGCUCGGCGAUUUACUUCGGGACUUGCGAGUUUGGGAAGGCGAUGUUGGGGAAGCUGCCGGCUUACCCUCCGAUUUUGAUUCCGCCGACCGCGGGGGCGAUGGGGAAUGUUGUGUCGUCGGCGAUUAUGGUGCCGAAGGAGUUGAUUACGCAGAGGAUGCAGGCUGGGGCUGCUGGGCGUUCUUGGGAGGUAUUGCUGAGAAUCCUUGAAAAAGAUGGGAUCUUGGGUCUCUAUGCUGGAUAUUCUGCUACACUGUUAAGAAACUUGCCUGCGGGAAUUUUGAGCUACUCGUCGUUUGAGUACUUGAAGGGAUUUGUCUUGCGAAGUACUGGCAAAGGCAACCUCGAUCCCAUAGAGAGUGUGUGUUGUGGAGCUUUCGCAGGGGCAAUAUCGGCAAGUCUGACUACACCAUUGGAUGUAGUCAAAACGAGGUUUAUGACCCAAGUUCAGGCUCAAGGUGCUAAUAAGAUUACAGAAAUGGCGAGGCAAAUAUUGAUGGAGGAGGGGUGGAAAGGGUUGACGAGGGGAGUUGGACCUAGGGUUCUUCAUAGUGCUUGCUUUUCAGCGAUAGGGUACUUUGCGUUCGAGACGGCAAGGAUGGCAAUUCUUAAUCAGUAUAUUGAGCAGAGGAAAGAGGCUUUGAUCGACGAGGCAGUCCAAAAUCAAUAGAUGGAAUUGACAGAAGGUGAUACUUCUAUUUUUGUGCGUUUUCAAUGUUCUUAGAAUAAUGCUUAGUGCUUGCAUUUUCAUGAUGAAAUUCUUUGAUUGGCUAGUAAGUUGAGGCUAGUACUGUGUUCAUGUUAAAUUUAGAUAGGGCCUUGUUGAUUUGGAAGAAGUUCUGUUCUGUAAUCACUCUUGUUAUGAUAAUAAUUUGAAUAAGGUGUACUUUGCAUUUGAAA
Messenger RNA from Asparagus officinalis (garden asparagus), 1382 nucleotides. RefSeq names its product protein MITOFERRINLIKE 1, chloroplastic. Gene Ontology annotation, molecular function: S-adenosyl-L-methionine transmembrane transporter activity. The record is from RefSeq and is a predicted model, not a curated record. Gene Ontology annotation, cellular component: mitochondrial inner membrane. Lineage: Eukaryota; Viridiplantae; Streptophyta; Magnoliopsida; Asparagales; Asparagaceae.